Molecule: messenger RNA, 2592 nt
Organism: Quercus lobata
Lineage: Eukaryota; Viridiplantae; Streptophyta; Magnoliopsida; Fagales; Fagaceae
Product: G-type lectin S-receptor-like serine/threonine-protein kinase At1g11330
Exons: 7
Coding region: 12-2507 (831 amino acids)
Biological process (GO): recognition of pollen; protein phosphorylation
Cellular component (GO): plasma membrane
Molecular function (GO): ATP binding; protein serine/threonine kinase activity
Source: RefSeq, a predicted model, not a curated record
UUGAACAAGUUAUGGGACUUGUUCGAAAAACAAGCAUGUCAGUUCUUCUAGUUUUGCUAUGUUGCUUUUGUUUAGAUUCUGGCUCUGCCACAGAUACCAUUACAUCUCUUCAACCCAUGAAAGACUCUGACUACAUAAUCUCUAAUGGGAGUGCUUUCAAACUGGGAUUCUUCAGCCCUAAAAAUUCUACCAACCGCUACCUCGGAAUAUGGUAUAAUAAAAAGUCUGUUCUACCUGUCCAAUGGGUAGCUAACAGGGAGAAACCCCUCAAGGAUUCUUCUGGGGUUCUUACUAUAUCUGACGGAAAACUUGUCAUAUUAGAUGGACAAAAGGAGAUUCUUUGGUCAUCAAAUGUUACAAACUCUGUUGUCAAUUCAAGUGCCCAGCUUUUAGAUUCAGGGAACCUAGUCUUGCGAGAAGGCACUACAGGGAGAAUCGUAUGGCAGAGUUUCCAACAUCCUUCUGAUACACUCUUGCAAAGGAUGAAAUUUAGUACUAAUGUAAGAACAGGUGAGAAAGUGCAAUUUUCACCAUGGAAAGGCCCUUCUGAUCCAUCCAUUGGAAGCUUCUCCUCUGGUAUUCAACCUCAAACUCGAAGUCUUGUUCAAAUAUUCAUUUGGAAAGACGGUCGCCCAUUUUGGCGUAGUGGCCCAUGGAACUCUCGGAGCUUUAUUGGAUUGCCAGAAAUGUAUUCUAUAUAUCAUGACGGAUUUAGUCUCACAGAGGAUCAAGACGGAACAUAUUCUUUUAGUUUUUCUUAUAUGAACGAUUCUUUGUUUCAUUGUGUCAUAACUACAGAAGGAGAUAUACAGGCAAGAUAUUGGGAUUGUGAGAAGGACGAUUGGGGGAUCUUGUGGAAUGCUGUGAAGAGUAAGUGUGAUGUUUAUGGUAUGUGUGGGGCAUUUGGAAGCUGUAAUUCACAAAGUUCACCAAUUUGCAGCUGUUUACCUGGGUUUAAGCCAAAGAACACAAAAGAAUGGAAUAGAGGAAAUUGGACUAGUGGAUGUGUAAGGAGGACACCGUCGUCACAGUGUACGGUGGUGAACAGUAGCAUUGAAGCCGUCAAAAUGGAUGGGUUUUUGAAACUGAAGACGAUGAAGGUGCCAGACUUUGCAGAUUCCCCACCUGCUCAUGGAGACUAUUGCAGACAACAGUGUUUAGAGAAUUGUUCUUGUACAGCUUAUGCAUAUGAUAGUGGCACUGGUUGCAUGUCAUGGACUAGAAGCUUAAUUGACAUACAGAAAUUUUCUAGGGGCGGAGUUGAUCUGUACAUUCGUGUUGCCUAUUCAGAACUUGAUAAAGUGGGAGACGGGAAAAAAGUUGUCACAAUCAGUGUGAUCAUAGGAGCAAUUUUCAUUUCCAUAUGCACUUUUUUACUAUGGAGGUGGAUGGCAAAAGAAAAAGCAAGGAAAAAGAAAGCGAUGGAGAUCUUAUUUUUCAACAAAGGGGAAGCACAACAAAAUUUUAACAGUGACAACCUGGCCCAAGUCAAAGUCCAGGAGCUACCGCUAUUCGAUGUUGAGAAGCUGGCUAAGGCAACAAACAACUUCCAUUUAUCUAACAAGCUUGGGCAAGGUGGAUUUGGUCCCGUAUACAGGGGAACAUUGUCAGAUGGACAAGAGGUAGCAGUAAAAAGACUUUCUAAAGCCUCUGGACAAGGGUUACAAGAAUUUAUGAAUGAGGUGGUGGUAAUUUCCAAACUUCAACAUCGGAAUCUUGUUCGGCUCCUUGGUUGCUGUGUUGAAGGAGAGGAAAAAAUAUUGGUCUAUGAAUACAUGUCAAACAAAAGUUUGGAUGCAUUCCUAUUCGCUCCACAUAAAGAAAAACUAUUAGAUUGGAGAAAACGGUUCAACAUUAUUGAAGGAAUUGGUCGAGGUCUACUCUACCUUCGUCGGGAUUCUAGAUUAAGGAUUAUUCAUAGGGAUUUAAAGGCAGGUAACAUCUUAUUGGAUAAGGAGCUAAAUCCAAAAAUAUCAGAUUUUGGAAUGGCCAAGAUUUUUGGAAGUAAUGAAGACCAGGCCAAUACCAAUAGGGUCGUUGGAACUUAUGGCUAUAUGUCUCCUGAAUAUGCAAUGGAAGGACGAUUUUCAGAGAAAUCAGAUGUCUUCAGCUUUGGGGUGUUGUUACUAGAGAUACUAAGUGGAAGAAGAAACUCUAGUUUUUAUCAUGAUGAGGAGUCCAUGAAUCUUCUUGGAUUUGCAUGGAAAUUGUGGAAUGCAGGCAACAUUGUAGCCUUGAUAGACCCAAUCAUAUCUGAACCAUGCUUUGAAAUGGAGAUUUUAAGAUGCAUACAUGUUGGCCUGUUGUGUGUGCAAGAAUUUGCCAAGGAUAGGCCAAUUGUGUCUGUUGUUAUUUCCAUGCUUAAAAGUGAGAUUGUUGAUCUACCUCAUCCAAAGCAGCCAGCAUUUAUUGAAAGACAGAUUGCCUUAGAUACCAAGUCCUCUCAACAAAGACAAAGCAAAUGCUCUGAUAACAAUGUUACUAUUACAAUGGUUCAAGGCCGAUAAAUAACAUGUGUUGUUGACAUAAUCAUGUUGUAGUUAUAUAUUCAUUUUGAACACUUUCACAAGAAACUUAAAACUUUUGUCAAUA